CGGGCUGUGAGGAGGCGGAGGAGCAGUGCGCAGACAUCGCAUGGUGCAGUGCUGGAGCCACCAAGCGCCCCGGGGUGACUGUAACAGUGAAAGGGUGUAAAGCCAGUGUGAUAAUAUAGAGUAUUACCGGACAGAGCCCUCUGACAGGGCUGUAUAGCCUCGAUCUAACAGGUAGAUAGACACCAGGUGGGCUAUCAGUAUGAUUAUCAACAUUUAAAGGAAAACUCUAAACACCAUAACCACUGCAUAUAUUUUAUUAUAGUGGUUAUGGUGCCAGGAGUGCUCUGGCGUUUUCCUAUUGUAAGAAUUCCAAACAUGGACCUCCCAGGGUUCCGCAUGGAGCCCACUGCUGCAUCUAGACUUCUCCUGCAACAGCGCGUAGCCACCGCAAAAUAAAGCAGGACUGACGCAGGACUGCGCUCGUUAACUGAGAGCGUUACACUAAUGCGCUCAGCCAAUGAGCCCUGCAGCCUGUGGCAGAAUCCGCAUUCUCCUGCAGGAGAAGACCCGAUGUAGAGGAUACAGCUGCAGGACCCGGGUAAGUUGUCAAACAGCACUAAUACAGUUUGACGACUUACAGUUGCCAGGGCACCCCUGUCACCAAAACCAUUGUGGGCUGUGGUAGUUAUGGUCCUUGGUGUGUUCCUUUAAUGCUUCCCAGUUUUGACCAUUUUACCGUAAGCAUUAGAAAUAUUCAUUCAGGUCUGUGAUGUUUCCUAUAAAUAGAAGGGAGAUUUAAAAUGUACCUGUAAUUACCCCCCACCUCCCGCCCUAAAACUUAUGCUCAUUUUAACAAUCACAAGAUUUCAUCUAUACAUUGGGGUAGCAGGUUUCAUAGCAAAUAUAUAGAUUAUGAGAAAAAAACUAUUUAAAAUAAUUGUUUCUCCCACUUCUUAGACUCUAUAUUGCCUGUCGAUUUGACUGUCAAAGGACAGCAAAAAUGCUACGAAACAUUUCAUGGGCCAUUUAUUUGUAUAUUUAUAUGUACGUAAUGUAAUUCAUUGACCGAGAGUAAUCAGCUGACCCUCAGUGCCCAGCAGGACCAGGUAAGAGGGCAAAGCUUUGUAGAACAGUUUGCCCCAUUACUGGGAAAUUGCACCACUUCUACCAUCAUAACCCCUAAAGCAAGAAGUAAUCAUUUUACAUAUGGACACAAGUGUGUGUGUGUGUGUGUGUGUGUGUGUAUAUAUAUAUAUAUAUAUAUAUAUAUAAAACCCUUUAACAUAUUGGCACUAGUACAUACAUAUCUGACGUAUAUGGAGCCUAUUUCUCCUCAAUGGCCAUUGCACAUGGACUUCUCUGUGCUCCGUAAACAAUAGAAUGAAUUCCAUAUGCUUCAUGACCCAUAAACAAUACCACUUGUACCCGUUCUCUCUCAGCAGAUUUCUCAUUGCUACCACCUGAUUGUGAAGAUGGGUGUUUAGUUCUUGAAAUUCCCAGUUUAUAAAUACAUGUGAGAAUAAAUUUAUGUACGGCUCCAAACUCGAGUUGGAUACACAGGUCGCACACAUCAGGAUCUCCUAAGCACAAGAGACAGUAAUUGCAAAUUAAAAUUGUGUUAUUAGACCCACGGUAAUUUUAAUUUCCAAACCAAAGCUCCUAAUUCAGCACUGUUGCAGUUAACAUGUUACAGCCCUGAUGUCAAUAGAAAAAAAUGAUGAAAGAGUUGUAUCCUGAAAAGUCAUAUAAAAAUGUAAUAGGAGUGGAGUUAGCAAUAGAAUGGGCAUGCUUGUACCACUGGUUUCCAUAGUGAUCCCAUGUUGCUAGUCUGGUGUGUUUUGUGAUAAUGGUUUCCAUGGUGAUUCCGUGGUGCAAUUUCAGUGUAUUUUCUUAUAAAAUUGAUUCACUAUCCGGUUUAUUUUUCACAAAUGUGUUAACUGUUGGAAAUUAAAAACGAUUUUUAACGUGUUGUGCCUAUAGAUCUAAAUUUGCCACCUAUGGCCUCGAAUUAAUUAGUUUGAAAGCUUUUUAAAUGAUCACACUCUGUUGGUAAAACAUAUCAAAUGAUAUAUUUAAAAAGUGACUUCUGUAGAUAAAUAAUUUGAAAACUUUAUCUAACAGAUUGUGAUCAUUUGAAAAACGUAUCCUAAAUAAUUAAACUGUUGCCUAUUAGUGAUGUCCCGAACGGUUCGCUGAACGGUUCGCCGCGGAUUCAUCAUUGAGUAAACUUUGACCCUGUACCUCACAGUCAGCAGACACAUUCCAGCCAAUCAGCAGCAGACCCUCCCUCCCAGACCCUCCCACCUCCUGGACAGCUCACUAAGUGCUGAAUGUGAGGUACAGGGUCAAAGUUUACUCAAUGAUGAGUCCGCGGCGAACCGUUUGGGACAUCACUAUUGCCUAUGUUUCCAGUUCCUACAGCUAUUUGGCUUGCAGUUUAAAAUUCAUUUCAAAUUAGUAAUUUAAAUGAAUAAUUCACAUUGUAACGAAUAACUAUGAUAGUGUGGGCCUUAAAGAUGUUUGGGCCAGGAAUACUCUUCAAUUUACCUUUGAACAUAAACACAAAUCUUUUUGCUGCUUUCUAAAUUUGUAAUUUGUUGUAUCAAAGCUAAGAAUUGUAGUACUGCUUUUGUUCUUAGAGACAGAACAUUAAUUAUCAAUAUUACAAACAUUUAUUCAUUCAAAUUUUAAUUUUUUUUAUCUCAGUUGGGAUUUGUUUUUUCAUACUGGUAGUUUCUCGUUUUUUUUUUUACAUUUCCCAAUAUUCAAUUAGUGUAACAAUUAUAGGAAGUACUACAGAUGCGCUGAGUUUACUAUUGUUAUUGUGAUAUCUUUUGUAAAUUAUGUAAUCGCUAUAUAACACCUGUUAUAUAGUCUGUCAAACUGAUAAGUAUUGCUUCUGGUCUAAAAAAAACUGUCUUUCUAUAUAUAUAUAUAUAUAUAUAUAUAUAUAUAUAUAUAGUCUAAUAAAGCUGUUACUACAAUGUUUUCCUUAUUUUUGUAAAUUCGAAUAAUUAACUUCAUGUGUGUUUAAAUAUUUUUUUUUUCUGUCAAGAGACAAUGGCGGCAAGCGAUGGUAAAACACGGAAACAUAAAUGGUCAAGUCCAACAGAAAUGUCCCCAAACAAGUAUCUUAAAGGUACUGAGACCAGACUCCCUCGAAGAGUCAGUUAUACUAAAGCCCAUGAAUCUGAAACUGUUAACGUGACGCAGAAUAGACACGUAACCCUAUACGAAUGUGAGACAGAUGCCCGAAACAGCCCGAGUUCCAAGACGCUGGAUGAUGAAACUAUUUAUUCUAGCCCUGCUACUGCAAAGGGCAAACUAAGGAGACGCCAGCGAAGUGACCCUUCCACAUGUGACACUACCCAGCUGGAUACAUCUGCAGAUUUAGUUACUGGACAUUCAGAUGCUUUUAGAAGAGAGGUACAAAAUACCAACUGAUAUAUGUUUUGACACAGCAAAAAAGCAAACUUUAUUUAUACAGGGAAUAAUGUACAGUAUGGCUGCCAUCUUUCAAUUUGGCAACCCCUAAUCUCUGGUGGCAGUGGGAAUUUUUGUUCCUGGACUGCAGUUGCAUGAUGUUGCUAUUUAAUUCAGCACUUUCCAGAGCUUAAUUAAUGGUGGGGGGAGCAAAUAGCAACUGCUACCCUAUGGUUUUGCUCCAACCGAUAUCAGGCAGACAAGAACCCUGUCCCACUGAUAUCCUGAGAUUAAAGGAGCCUUAAAGGAACUCUGUAGUUAUCCAUAACACUUCAUCCUAAUAAAGUGGUCUGGGAGCAGUGGUCCGUUCCUUUUUAACCCUAGUAUGUAAAUCACUACAGUUAUUUAGAAACUGUAAUGUUUACAUUGCAUGGUUAAAUGCACAUCUAGUGUCUGUCUUCCUCCUCCAGACUGAGUAAAAUUUGUUCUGGGAAUCAGAUGUUGCCGAUAGCAGGAUUUGAUUGGAGUAGCAGAGCAUUUGAAUAUUUAUGAGAAGCAAUGGAUUGAAGGAGUUUUUGGGUGAUGUGAGCUUUGAUGCUGACGUCAGUGGAGUGGACCCAGCGCAGGAAGCGAGUUGAUUAAUCUUUAUUUGAUUUUACUUUUUUUUUUUUAAGCAAAGAGGGGUGGGGAUGGGGGUGCGGCGUAGACAGUAGAAAAUCAUUGGUUUCGAAAUAACAGUUGUUAUCUUCAGACUAUGAGUUCCCUUUAAAACCUUCUCUGCCCCUUGACAGUAUGAAAUAAAGUAAUACAUGAUGGUGAAGCAAAUGUUAGUGGAAUAUAAUGCCAUCUCGUGAUUUUGGAGAUCUUUGUAAACCACUUGACCUUAGCUAUUGUGGUUCAGUAUGAUAUAAGCAGAACUCCUUGUUGGCAUUAUUUCCCCAAAAUGUGUUUUUCGUUUGCCUGCAUUUAGCAAAUUAAAGAAUACCUCCCUUUCUGACAUGAAAAUUUUAAUGCCUUAAAUAAUUAUAUCAACAGGAGUUGCAAUAUUACUGUCAGUUUUCUUUUAACCUUUAAGGUCAUAUGAGCAUUUUUGGGGGUUUGCUGACUGAUGCUUAAUAUUGGAAAUACACAUUUCUUUAUUCUUGUGUAGGACGUCAUUGUAAAUGUACACAUAUGUCUAAAUAAAGCUCAAUAUUUGUCUCCCAUUCCCAUCUCAUGGCUGUGUAAAUGCGUAAAUCAGGUUUGUCAAAAAAAUACAACUAACAUUUUACCUUUUUUUUUUUAAAUUAAAGGGACAUUAUAGUCACCAGAACAAUUACAGCUUAUUGUAUUUGUUUUGGUGAGUAUAACCAUUCCCUUCAGGCUUUUUGUAGUAAACAUUUUUUUCAGAGAAAUGGCAGUGUUUACAUUACAGCUAGGGACACCUCCACUGGCCACUCCUCAGAUGGCUACUAGAGGUGCUUCCUGGGGCAGUGCUGCUCAGUGUACAGCACCGCAAUUCAGUGUCUCCACCCUCUGCUUUACUACUUGUGCCUAGAAGUCAAUUCUAAUAGGUUACUCAUGGCAUCUGGUAUUGUUUGGAUGAAAAGCUUCCAUAUGCAUGAUAUGGCUCUAUUUGCCAAGCUGUGCAACGGACAGGAGCUGGAGAUGUUUACAUACAUACCUAGAAAUAUAUACAAAAUAUUGCAACAACAUCUUUAGGGCAAUAGCUCAUUUAUCCUGUAUUUGUCAAAGCAUAUAUUAAUAAUGUUGCUUGCUAUGUCAUUUUUUUCAGCUUUUAAAGAAUUCAAAGUAUUGUCACAAAGCUAGUGAGAUGUAUUCUUAUGCAUAUCAAGCUGUUUUUACUAUUAUGCUGAUUGGGUGCUUACUCUUAGGUUCGUACACAUGAAACAGAAAACCGUGAUGACACAACAUUACAUAAAGAUGGACCCAGCUUCAGGAAGCCAAGAGCUCACGAUCCCUCAAUGAUUUUUAAAAAAGCAUUCCAGGACAUCAUUGGAACCCCUGUGAGAAGCAAGCGGACAAGCAAUGAACAUAAAAGUUCUUCUGAUAAAGAACAUCAACGUGGAUCAGAUGAAUGUGACCUCAAAGUGUUCGUUCCUGGUGCAGGCAUUGCAAAGAAGAGUGAGCACCACUCAGAUGAAGAUGAUGUUCAAAAAGAAGCACCUGAAAGAUUAUCCGAUUCUAGUGAUGUUGUCACAGAAUUGCCAAACAAAUCAGAAGCCAAUGUACAUGAGGAAACCCAAAGGCUUGUGUUUCUGUAUGACGAUUCAGAUGAAGACACCAAUACAGUAAGUGCUGAAAUACAGAGGAGCAUUGGCAAAGAUUUCCAAGAGCCCAUUGAUUCAUUAUAAGUUAAUUGAAUGAUUAUACAUAUUUGAAUGGUUUGUAAUUCAUGUUAAAGGAAUACUCUAAGCACUAAACCACUACAACAUUCUUCAUUGAUCCAAUGGUGAACUGUCAAACUGGUUAAGAAGAAGGAUUAAGAACUUCUGCUUUGCCAUACCAGAUCAGACUAGAAGCAGCACCGAAACAUUGCAGUGACAGGUGAGUAUAAAACCUUUUUUAAGUGGUUUGACAGACUCCUGGUACCACAAUCACAACUUCACCCUGUAGUGGUUAUGGUGCUUAGAAUAUCUCAUUAAAUUAGACCUGCUGUGCAAAUAUGAGAUAAGACACUUUAUAAAUUACAACAUCUCAUGUCGAUAUUGUUCCAGUUAAACAAUAUAGCUCAGUUUUGCGUGUGUCCCUGGUGCAGAAGGGGUUAAAAACCCUUUGACACUUACCUGAAUCCAGUGCCGAUGUCCUUUGGCCUGGGUCAUGCCCCGCCUCCUCUCCUCCACCGAGGACAGCUGGAAGAGGCCCUAAUGCGCAUGUGCGGCGAGCGCCGUGAUCGCAUUAUGACUUCCCCCAUAGGAAAGCAUUGUAUAAUACAUUCCUAUGGGAUUUUGGGUCUCACUGGAUUCCUCAUGCAUAGCGUGAUGAAAAGAUGCCUAACCAGCUGGAAGUCCCUCUAGUGGCUGUCUGGUAGACAAAACAAUUUUUUAACCAAAACUGCAAUAAUUACAAUUGCAGGGUUAAGGUGCCUGAGAAACUGCACCCAGACCAUUUCAGUUAGCUGAAGUGGUCUGGGUGCAUAUAGGGUCCCUUUAAGUAUCGUUAAAGGGACAUUCCAGACCACAAAACAACUUUUGCUUGCUGAAGAGCUUUAUGUGUGAAGAGUGAGUCCUUUUUAUAUCAUUUUGGAAAAAGUUCAGAUUUCAAUGGAAAUUGACACUUUUAUAAAUUAUAUUGGUUACACCCCUUGGCUUUUCAAGUAGACAACUGGUCCUGUUACUUCCUAGUUGGUUAGAUUAUUUGCACUUGCGUUGCAAAUGGGGAAUCUGUGAUUGAACAGUCGCAUAAAGUCUUGGUUGGGUUAGAAGAGGAGUCUUGCAAAGACAGCAGGCAAGAGAUCUGAAGUUUUUGCAAGCUGUUUUAGAUACAGCUUCAAUGAAAAAAUUACAUAAUUAACUGCAUGCAAAUUUUCAUUUGGAGCAUAUCUACUAAACAGUGAUUUUUAUUCAUUUUGUAAUUGGGCAGUGGAGUGUCCCUUUAAUACUGGUUUAAAAAGUGGUCCGUGGUUUAUAGACAAGAUUCUCAGUCUCCUCCCUGUCCAGGUCCACAACCCUUAUAGAAACACAGAAUGUGACAGCAGAUAAGAACCAUUCAGCCUAUCUAGUCUGCCCUAUUUUCUAAAUACUUCCAUUAGUCCCUGGCCUUAUCUUAUAGCUAGGAUAGCCUUAUGCCUAUCCCACGCAUGCUUUAACUCCUUCACUGUGUUAACCUCUACCACUUCGGCUGGAAGGCUAUUCCAUGCAUCCACUAUCCUCUCAGUAAAGUAAUACUUCAAGAUUUUUAUUUUUUAUUUUUUUUAUUAUUCUUUGUUUUACUUGUGCAUAGGUAUUACAGACAGGCAAUGCCACAAUAGCAUGAGCUAGCCACGUAAACCACACAAAAGAAACAUUGAUCUGUCAUGGUCAUAGCACAUUUUUAUAUGAUAAAAUAGGUCGCUUAUGUCGUAGGUACUGCUCAAUAUGUUUUAAAGUAAAGAACAAGAACUACGUGAGACAGUGUGGCAUGUGAGAAAAGAAACUGAAGGAUAUCACAAAACUGAGAAACACAUGCCUUGGCUACUAAAGAUCCUUGAGCCCAACCAUAUGCUUAGCCAAUCAGUGGAGCACGACGAUAAAAAGAAAAUAACAUAAGGAAAGCGAGUCAGACAUGAAGAGGUACCCCCAGCCCCCACCUAGAGACCACUCAAUCCCCUCCACCAGCAGGUCACCGUCCCUUCAAACAGAUGUGAUACCUCAGGCAUACCGCCAGACUGCUACCCAGGUUGUAUAACUAGUUGCUGCAGAGUGUAUUCGGGUCAUCCGCUUGUAGUUGGUAUAGAGGAGUCCUUCAGUGGCUCCACUCAUAUCUUUUAGUGGCACAGCUGUAGGGCACCAAGCGCUCUCCGUUGUGGGGCUGCGGUGUCGAUUAUUAGCACCCAGGUCAGACCAUUAGAGCCGUAAGUAUUCCAAGUGCUGAUUUCCAUGGUUGUCCACAGAGGGCGCCAAGAGCCCCGAGGGAGACCACCUUCUUCAUGAGUGCUCGAGGUUUAGAGCAGGUAUCGCCGCCAUCUUGAGAGGCGAGUGUGACCUGGCAUUAUCUGGGCCCCCCUGGCCCAGAGAGGGGGAAACGGGGCUGGAGCCACGCAAAUCAGGAGGUCCCUUCCAUUGCUGACGGACAGGAUAGCAGAGUGGCGGCCGUCCACUCCACUCACCACCUGAGCAUGAUUGGUUGCUGGAUGUUUCGCCACAAGGGAGCAGGGUGUGGAUUCCAGGCUCAGAAGGUGAGUUAGCACCCUUGGUUUAUGUGGGUUAUCACUCCUCCGCUCCAGACACCGUUCAGAACCCAUAAAUUGGUCCAAAAGUUUAUUGAUAACAGGAGCUGAUCUUCCAUACGUCCAGUCAGCAUGGCAGCCUUAGGUUAUAAAGAUUGUAAACAAAAACAAGAAAUUGUCACACACAUCAGAUCAAGCUCUACACUUGGUUCUUUGCUGACAGGAGUAGCAUACUCUUAAUCCUAGAUAGCUUUAAGGAGUGACCUGGCACACAAGCCAUAUAAUAAGGAAGAUUUUAUUAAGGACAAGCUAAGAGACAACGUUUCAACUCCAUACCAGGUUCUUUCCCUAGUCAAAACAAGCCAACACACCAUGUACAUAUAUGUAGAAUAAAAACUACUUUUAAAAAAUUGCAGUCAGAUUACUUUAUAAAAUUUGAAACCGUACAGAGACAUUGAAAGGAAGUGGUGUACCAGCGAUACAAACUAGUCCGAAACAAGAAGUGACAUAAGGCGUCUCACACAUCCAUAGCAACAUCAUUAAUGACCCAUUUUGUUACCAUAGUGAGGAGUCUCUGCUAGUGAAGGUUAUAUUUUAUUUUUGUUUCUGCCCACACUAGCGGAUUUUCCACACUGUGGUAACAAAGUGGGUUGCUAUGGACGGGAUAGGCACAUAUGAUGUCAAUUCCGACCUCUUGGCUGUUCCUAAUAAUAGCUACCUUAUGUAGCUUGUAUGCCUGGGCAGAGAUAUUAAAGAUUGUAAACCACGUGUUGAGACGUAAAGUUUAUAAUCAGUUGUGGUACUUAUAGGCAUUGUUACAUAUUACUUUUAUGUUGACUUCAUAGUGAAGAGUCCUGUUUCUUGUCUUCACCGGUUGAUUUUAUUUUCUAGGGAGGGGUUGUGGAAAAGGACCCAUCUAUAGGAAGUGACUUCUCCGAUGUAGAAGAUGUCCACUCUUUGGCCAGGUUUUCUCAAGAAGAUCCAAUUCCUUCAUGCUGUUCCAUACCGAAGGCAUAUAGUGGUACAUCUUCAAGUUAUGUUAUGUACCCGCCUUACCUAUAUAAAAGUCCGUGGUGUAAUUACACAGACCAGUGGACAAGUAGCCCAGUGUAUAAACCGUGCACUGAACAGGACAUUUGGCGCCAGGAAGAAUCUAAUGGCAGCCUCAUAUCGGACCAUUGUACAGACUGGUUAGAGAAAUCUUCUCUCAGUGUCUCCAGUGACCGGGAAAGUCCUGAACACUUACAACGGCAGAGAUCUGGCUCUUUUCACUCUCCACUGACACAUAAAAACACAAAUCUAACUCAAAGAAGGAAGUCCGAUUCAUUUGUUUUGUCAGAUUUUUCAACAAAUCCAACCUCCUUCAAAGAUGGGUUCAUAGACACGCAUUGUCACCUGGAUAUGCUGUUUGGAAAACUGUCAUUUAAAGGCUCCUUUGCAGAGUUCAGAAGAGCCUACAAUACUUCUUUCCCUGUGGAGUUCCAAGGUUGCAUUGCAGAUUUCUGUGAUCCUGAUACACUGCAUAACCUUCAGUGGCAGGAUUUGCUGGAAGAGGACAUGGUGUGGGGGGCAUUUGGUUGCCAUCCACACUUUGCACAGUAUUUUACAAACCAACAGCAGGAAGAAAUAAUGAAAGCUCUUCGACACCCAAAGGCUGUUGCCUAUGGUGAAAUGGGGCUGGAUUAUUCCCACAAGUGUUCUACAAAAAUCCCAGUGCAACAAAAGGUGAGAAACCUUAACCUAAAUAGUCUAUCUAGGUUUUCCAAAAAAAGGACUUUCUUUCAUAGAUGUAUUGUGGUGUUCUGCAAUUUAUUUAUUUUUUUUCAAUUUGACAGUUUUUAUUUUUGAAACGUGAAAGCAAAAAAGGGGGGGGGGGAGUUACAGACAUAGGUAUCUGCAAAUUGCACUGUGUCAUAGAGUUUUGCUUCACAGAGUUUUGCAUAGAGCCUCCUCAAUCAGUAUAUACAGCAUUGAAAGGGUAUCGUUGCGUAACCUGAGGCUGGUAUCAGGUGUGCUGUCUAUCCAAUACCACUGGUAUGGUUCUGUUUGUCAUAUGUUGGGAUGAGGAUCGUAGGGGGGUAUGAGCCUGUUGGUUGGGGGGGGAGAUGGGAGGGGGGGUUGCUCCAACGUCAGUGGGGUCCAUCAGAAUCGCACCUCGGGUUCAUCCCCGUAUUGCCCGUUUCUGUCUCGUGUCUCUUAGCUAUCGACUUUAUAUCUGUGUCUCUGUAUGUGCGUGUGUAUUCUCCUCUGUCUUCUAGUCUGUGGCUCUUUUGGCCCAAUUCUCCCAAACCUCCCGUUUCCAGGGUUGGUGUGUUGUUAUAGAGGCGGUGUGCAUUUCGUAGCUCCCCACUGUUGAGACAUACUUAGUCAGUUCUUGCAUAGUCGCUGUGGAUGUGGAAAGCCAAUUUCUGGCAAUGUGUGUCAAGGCUGCGAUUUGGAUGUGGUAUAUCAAGUAUUUAUCGGCUGGGGGGUAUUGGUCUUUGUAUAUAAACAGUAAGAGGGAGGCUGGGGAGUUGGGGACUGCAAUGUUUGUAUGUGAGUGAAUGAGGGAAAGAACCUCUUUCCAGUAGCUCUGUAUGAUGUCACAGCCCCACCAGAUGUGUAGGAAUGUGCCUGUGUCUCUAUGGCAUCGCCAACAGGUGUUUGGUUGUGAUGGCAGUAUCUUAGCCAGGCGUGUGGGAACCAUGUACCACCUGUAGGCAAUUUUGCGCAUGAGUUCCAUGUGAGCUGCGCAGGCUGACCUGCCUUUGUAGCUGUUGAUGGCUUUGAGCCAGGUGUUUUCGGGUAUUUGACAGCCUAUGUCUGUUUCCCAUGCUUUGGCCCACGGGAGAUGGCAGAGUUCUGUGUUAGUGUUCAGGAGUGUGUAGAUGGCGGAAAUGGGCCCCUUGGCAGGUGCUCCUGCAAUUAAGCGUUUCUCAAAGUGUGUAAGGAAGUGUGUUUGGGGAUCUGGUGCUGGGAUCUUCAUAUGCAUGAGCCAACAGGACCUCAGUUGUCUAUAGGAGAAGUGCGCUAUGCUUGGGAUAGUGUAUCUGGUGCUAAGGUCAUGAAAUGACAGCAGUGUUCCUUUGUUUUGCAGGUCGUGCAGGUGUGUAAUUUCACAUCUGUUCCAUAUCUUAAAAUUGAACUCAGGGAUCAGCUCCGCCAGCGAUCUGAGGGACAUGGCCAUUGAAAUAGGGCGGCAGCUGCACAAACGCGCACGGGAGGUGUCCCAUAUUUUCAGGGUUGCGGUUGUGGCCAGGAGCGCUUGCUCCAAGUUUGGCCUUGGGGGGUGGGGGGGUUUAGCCACAUCAGGGUGGAUAUGUUGAGCCGGUUUGUCCAAAAGCUCUCGAUAGAUACCCACUGCGGUGCGUCUAUGUGAUGGUGGGCUGCCACUAGACUGGUCAGGAUUGAUGCUCUGUAGUAUCCCUCAAGGUUAGGUAGGCCCAUGCCUCCUGCCUGUGUGGUCCUAUAGAGGGUUUUUGUGCCUAUUCUGGGCUUUUUGCCGUUCCAUAUGAACAUAUUAAUUUGUUUUUGCAGCACUUGGAAGUAACAUGUUGGGGCUAUCAGUGGGACUGUCCUAAAUAGGUAUUGCAACUUAGGCAGCAAUACCAUUUUUACAGCAGCAAUGCGUCCUGACCAGGAAAUGUGUUUAUUUCUCCAUUGUUGGAAGCUUUCUAUUAUUCCUUUGCUCAGUUUGACAUAGUUGAGAUCGUAAAGUUUUGGGGAUUAUGCGGAAGUCUGACACCUAAAAAGGUGAGGUAGUCUGUUCUCCAGUCAUAUGUAAAUUCUUUCUCAAGGUCUGACCUGUCGGUGCUCUCCAUCCUCACCCCCAUGGCUUGUGUUUUUGUGAGAUUAAGCUUAUAAUACGAACACCUGCUGUAUGAAUGCAGUAUGUCGUGAAAUGCUGGUAGCGACGUCUUGGGAUCUGUGAUGGUGAGGAGUAUAUCAUCCGUGAAAAGGUUUAAUUUCAUUUCCCUGCCGUCUAUGCGCACCCCAUGUAUACAAUUGCCAGGAUAUACAAUAUGGGUGACAGGGGGCACCCCUGGCUGGUCCCAUUUGUUAUACAAAAGGGGGUUGAUCUAAAGCCAGCGUUGAAUAAUCUAGCCGUGGGCUUAUUGUAGAGCGCCUUAAUCACCGCCAGGAACUGGGGGGGGAAUUUAAAUUUUUCGAGGACCGCCUGGAGGAAUGACCAGUUCAGGCGGUCAAAAGCCUUUUCGGCGUCUAAUGAUUGAAGUAUGCUGUUAGUUGACGAUCGGUUCAUGCCUUGUAAAAGGGCGAGCGCUUUGCGUGUCCCGUCUGCCCCCUGUCUCCCACUAAUGAAACCUACUUGGUUGGAGUGGAUCAAGGCAGGGAGGAUACCUUUCAACCUAUUCGCGUAAACUUUCGCCAUUAUUUUAAUGUCAGUAUUCAGCAGGGAGAUGGGUUGGAAGUUGGCGCAUUUCGUGGGGGGCUUGCCUGGUUUGGGAAGCGUGGAUACGUUAGCCUCCAGCAUCUCCUGUGGAAGCUUACUCUCAGUAGUUGCUGUUGCAAAUAGUUUUGCCAUCUGGGGGGAGAGGAUGGAGGCAAACUUUUUGUAAUACAAGUUGGGGAAGCCGUCAGGGCCUGGUGAUUUGUGAGGAGGCAAUGUCGCUAUCAUUCGUUCUAUCUCUUGUGGCGUAACUCUGUCCGUCAAUAGGCGGAUUUGGUCGUCUGUCAGUCUGGGGAGAGUUACUUGGUCUAGGAAUUGGGAAAUGUCUGUCGGUGUGAGUUGGUGCGUCGCCGCAUCUUCUCGUAGGUUAUAUAGUUUGCUAUAAAAUUUUGCAAAGGCAUUGCAAAUAUCUUGGGGUUUGAUAACUUUUUUGCCCUCGUCAGUCAGUAUGUAUCCUAUUUUUGUCUGAGCGUUAGCUGUGCGCAAUCUAUUGGCGAGUAAGGCGCUCGCUUUAUCACCCAUGACGUACUGUUUUGCCCUGUGUAGUCGGUCCAGCAGCAGCAUAUCGACCGGGAUGUCUGGUAAUAGAGCCUUGAAGAAGCCGUUUACAAAGGCAGGGAGGUCUGCUUCCAGCACCUCUUCCGGGAUGCCUCGGAGUCGCAGAUUGCUUUGGCGUGACCUAUCUCCUAGGUCCAUGAGCUUCACUUCAUAUUUGGCAAGUUGUGAGUCAAGGGUUUGGAUCCUGUCGACAGCUUGAUUGUGGGCAUCCACAAUGUUAUCCACUUUUGUUUCCAGGUGUCCAGUUCGUGACCCCAGAUCGUGUAGGUCUCUCUUGAUCUCGGCCACGCUUUCUUGCCAGGUGGCGAUCAGCUUGGUUGAUUGUUUGUCCAGGGCUGCUUGUAGUAGUGAGGCCGUGAGCCCCAUUUCGGACUGUGUGUCCAGAUCUGAGCGGGGGCUGCUCCCGCCGGAGUACCCGGCGCCAUCUUGAAGGCCUGGUUCAAUUUGUAAGGCUGGCGGCUUUUUUGGGGCGAAAAAGUUCAUUUUGUCGCCUUUGUCAGUAUGUCUCCGUGUCUUGGAGUGUGGCAUGACGGCUUGUGUGGCUAUCAGUCCCAGCUGUGUGCCGGAUUGGGUUGCAUUGCCUGGCUCGUGUUGCGGAGCUCAGAGCUCAAGCGGCCAUCUUACUCCGCGGUCAGGACACGCCCCGUGUUCUGCAAUUUAGAGAGGAUGAAUGGACCAUUUUGUCAUUUUGUGACAUUUUUAAUAAGCAUAAAAAUUGCUUUCAUGUUUCUGUUGCACUCUGCCGUGCAGUAUGGGGAAAGGUUAGCCAGGAAUCCGCUGACACUCUCUGCCUCUCAGAGGCCGUCUGGUUCACCCUUUCUUGUAGUGCACUGCAGAGAGGAAUACAAACUGGAAACAGAUAUGCCAGGCACCGGAGCUCCAAAUUUGAGGUUAAACCGUUGCCCCCAUAACAACUUAAAUGGGUGUUAGUUGUUUGGGGUUGGGAAUGUUCCUUUUAAUGUAGAUAAAGUAGCAUUUGUUUAACAUCAGUUAUUUUAUUUAAUUUUACUUAUUCUUUGUUGAGGUUUUUGAGGAUCAGCUGAAACUUGCAGUUUCGCUAGGGAAACCUCUGGUGAUUCAUUGUCGGGAUGCAGAUGAGGAUUUGUUCCGGAUUAUGAAGAAGUUGGUUCCCAGUGACUACAAGUUCCAUCGGUGAGAUAUGUAUCUUAUUCUGUACACCAUUUUUUCAUAGCUCUCUCUCAUACUCUAAACCAAGCAUGUCAAAGUCUGGCACGGGCCACAUAAACAAGGUUUAAGUUCAUGUGGGCUGCAAAAAAAAAACCUUACAUUUUCAUAGAAACUUAGGUUUAUUUUAAAAAGUACAGUAUAUGUAAAAGAAAAACAAAAAAAAACAGCAUUCUCCUCUACUAAAUCACAGCAAACCCUCUCUACUAAAUCCUAGCCCCCCCCUCUACUAAACCACAGCACCCCCCUCUACCACCCUAUGCCAAAUCUGAUCCUCCCGCUACUUCUUGAAACCAUGUGAAGGUGGAGCACGUUGAUGUCAAAUGGCAUUCCGUGCCUCCAUGCAUCUCCACUACUCCACUGUCCAGUCGCAGUCAAUGCAACACUGACCAACACACACACACUCACUCACAGACAGACACACACACAUUCUGACAGAUACACACACACAUACUCACUGACAGACACUGACAGAAACACACACAUACUGACAGACACACACACACACAUACUCACUGACAGACACUGACAGAAACACACACAUACUGACAGACACACACACACACAUAUUCACUGACAGACGCGCAAACACACACAUACGGACACACUGACGGACACACACACACUCACUGACAGACACUCACAGACAAACACACACACUGACAGACACACACACACUGACAGACACACACAUCAUUUAAUUUAUUGUUCCCUACCUUUGGGAGCUGGUGUGGGAAUCUUCUGUCUGGAGAUCUCCUUCCUGCCCCCUCCCGCGGUUUAGUGAUGUCGGGUGCCAGAAUAUGACAUCAAAUUCCGGCGCCUGGCUUCACUAGAGACGGUGCACGAGAGGAAGCAGUGAGAAGCAGGAACACUGAGCUCCCUCGCUGGCCCUCCUCCCCGGCCGGGUAAGUUUUAGCAGAGUAGGCACCUGCAAUGUGGGGAAAGCAGGUGCUAUACUCUGCUUUAACACCAGCAUGUAUUUGCGGCUUGCGGGGGCGCAAAGAUGGUCCUUGUUGGCCGCAUGCGGCCCACGGGCCGAGAGUUUGACAUGUUUUCUCUAAACCAUGUCUUGAUGUACAUGCAGAAUGACAGCAAGAACUUCACAAGAGCAGUCACUCAGACGGCCACUAGAGGUGCUUCCUGGGUCAGUGCUGCACAAUGUGCAGCACUGGCGUUCAGCGUCCACGUUCUGCAUGGAAACGCUGAACCUUCUCCAUAGACAUGCAUUGAUUCAAUGCAUCUCUAUGAGGAGAUGCUGAUUGGCCAGGGCUGUGUUGACAAUUCUGAUGAUGUCAACCAAGAAGGCGAAUCAGGGGCAGGGCCAGCACCGGUGGACCAGCUGGCGCUGGAAUAACGAUGAUUUCUUACUGCAUUAAAGGGAGUAGAAGGGGGCUAAGUAGUGUUUUUAACACUAUAUGGUGAGGAAUACACAUUUGUAUUCCUGACCCUAUAGUGCUACUUUUACGUUUGGGUUGCCGAACUGCUGACUUUGAGAAUUUUUCCAGUUCAGCAAUUUUGACCUUAAAUUUUAAAUAUAUAUAUUCACUUUGAAUUCUCAUUUUACAGGGUUACUAAAGGUGCGAAGUCAUAGUGAAUUCAAAAUGAAUUUUAACAUUUGUGGUUAAAAGAGCCAAACUAGAAAAAAUCAGGAAAGUUAGCUAUGCUUUCAAUUAGGCUCUUCUGGCCUUAAAUUUGAAAUUCACUUUGAAUUCUCAUUUGAAUUCAAAUAACCUUGUUAGUCAAUUACCCUAUUAGUGUAUGUAUAAUGACUUUCUAUAUGUCCUUUAGGGUGAAAAUCAAGUGUUGAUUUUAUUAUGAUCCCUACCACCUAUAUAGUGUUUAUGUGGUAUCAUAUUGAAUUUUAUACCCUUUUUCCUUCUCAUUUUGUACUGUAUUCUGAUAUUAUUUAUUUUUAUAUUGAUCUCUAGACUGUUUUCUAUCAUGUACAUGACUAGUUUAUGUAUCAAACAUUUUCCAAUAACUUGAAAAGAUGUAUGAUGAUAAAUAAUCUGUGUAUGUUCCCUCGUUAGGCACUGCUUUACUGGCCCUUACAGUCAAAUCGAGCCUUUUCUGAACGAGUUUCCAAACAUGGCUGUUGGUUUUACUGCACUUGUGACAUACCAUUCUGCUACCGAUGCCAAAGAUGCUAUGAAACGAAUACCUCUGGAACGGCUGCUUGUCGAAACAGAUGCCCCUUAUUUUUUGCCUAGACAGGUAUACCUAGUAUCCAUUACUAGUUAUUCAUUAUGUUUGUUGAUUUGGAAAUAACUUUAUUAAUUAUUUUGUUUCAUAUUGUAUUGGAUGAGGAGGGGGAACAUAAGGUUCCCUUUGUACAUAACCUGUCAAAAUGAUAUAGAUUUUUUUUUUUAAUGAUAUCGACUUUUCUCAUUAUCAUUCCUUUCUUUAGUUAAUAUUAUUUUGCCUUUUGUUGCUGUAGCUUCUAGCCUUAGCUCUGUUGAUGUUUGUUAAAGGAACACUAUAGGAUCAGGAACACAAACAUGUAUUCCUGGCCUUAUAGUGUUAAAACCAACAUCCACCCGCCCUCUCCUCUCCCCAUAGCAAAAUCUUAUGUUUAUUGCAGUCUGCUACUGCUGGCUCUGCCCUGAUCUGCCUGUUUGGCUGACAUCAUCAAAAGUGAUGUUCUGAGCCAAUCACAAUGCUUUCACAUAGGAAAGAAUUGGAUUGCCUGAGCUUGACAAGAGGCAUUAUCAGGGGCAGAUCCAGCACAAGCCAAACACUGCCCUGGCCAAUCAGCAUCUCUUUAUAGAGAUGCAUUGAGUCAAUGCAUCUCUGUGAGGAAGGUUCAGUGUCUGAAUGCACAGGGUGUAGACACUGAAUGUCAGUUACACUGUGCAGCACUGCCCCAGGAAGCACCUCUAGCAGCCAUCUGAGGAGUGGCCAGUGGAGGUAUCCAUAGACUAUAACAUAAACACUGCCUUUUCACUGAAAACACAGUGUGUGCUGCAAAAAGCCUGAAGAGAAUGAUUAUACUCAUCAGAACAAAGAAGAGUAAUCUGUAGUUGUUAUGGUGACUACAGUGUCCCUUUAACAACAUUUCCAAAAAUGCUUUUUAAGCAGCUGUUGUUCACCAACAUCAGCUGUGCUAAUUUUAUAUAUCUCUGAUCUGUAACACAUUAUAGGACUGCCUAGAUAUCUUAUAAUUAUUACUGGUAUUUAUAAAGAGCCAAAAUAUACCUACAUUAUAUACCGUAGGUUUAUGAUAUCCACCACUAAGUCAAUAAAAUUUAACUUUUUGUUUUGCUUUUGUUCUUUAGGUCCCCAAAGGUGUAUGUAAAUUUGCACAUCCCGGUCUUGCACUGCACACUAUUCAGGAGAUCGCUAAACUGAGGAAUAUAUCAGUGAAAUCUGUUCUGUCAGCUCUACGCAAAAACACCAACCAGCUUUAUAGUAUAUAAUUACUUCAAACUCUGACUGGCCUACUUUCUAAGUUGCUGAAACUUUUUUGGAACUAAUUAGAAGACACAUUAACAUAUUUCAUUUUUUUUUUUUUUUUUUUUCACUGUGUGGUUUGCCUUAAAACAAUCUAUAUUAUUGUUGGUUAAAUAUUACAGCAAUAUACAUGUCACAGUUCUUCUGAACCUUUGAAUGUUUUCUUGACCAAUUUGCAUUUAGAUUUUCUCGACUCUCCUAGGACAUGCUAUGCCUUUAAGCUCUGGUAAGGAUAAAGCACUUUAAGGGUAGGUAUUUGAACAAUUUGCAAACAGUUUGACAACUUACCUUCUGCAGCCAGAAGCUCUUGCCAUUUCAGGCAGGGUCUCAGAUCAGCGGCUGAGAGCAUCAGCUGAGCCUUCUCAUCCAGUUAGUGCCUCCUUGCCUUAUAUGACUUAGCUCAGUGCAGAGUGUUUUAGCUGCAAAGUGGUGUUUGCUGACCCCAGCUAAGUUUUCACACUACAUGCAAACUGUUUGACUAAGUACAGUAGGUGGGCACCAGGGUACUCCUGACACCACAACCAGUACAGAGGUUAAAGGAACACUCCAAGCACCAUUACCAAUACUGCCCAGUGUAGUGGUUAUGGUGCUAGAAGUUUUAGAAUGGUUUGACUUCUUACCUGGGGCUGUCAAUCCCUGCUUCCUAAACUCCAUUACAUUUAACAGAGAGCCCCUUCUUAGGAGCUUCCAUUAGCGCUCCUGAACUAAGUCCUGUAGUGUCUAUCUCAGCCAAAGAACUAAGCCAUGGACUGUCAGGCUUAGCUCAGACAGAGCGCUUCUGGCUUUUUGUAGGAUGUAGUGGUGGUGGGGACCCCAGGUAAGAUGUCAGUGUUCUAAGACAGUUUGUCUACUUGAAACGCUGGGCACUUCUAUCACCAGUCUGCUGUAGUGGCUUUGGUGCUUGGAGAGUUCUUUUAGUAAUGUUUAAAAGUAAGUUUAACAAUGUAGCAUUGAGACAUAUACGUACUAGCAGUUGACAAUUUAAACAUUGUUCUGAACAUACAAUAUAUUUUUUAUUUUGCUCCGCUCCCAAUGAUUGAGACUUUUCUUAGAGUUCUGUAAAAUUGUAAAACCAGUUAUGGUAGUAACCCUUUAAAGCGUGGCAUUUUCCUUAAAGGGAACUAAACAUUUCUUAUUUUAGUGACAUAAACUUAUGUUUGUAUUCUGGAUUGCAGUCCCAGACUUUUAUUAUUUGCUGCUUCAUACGAGCACUUUUUAAAUUGGAGUUUCUGUCAAUUAACAUUCAGAUUCCGCUUUUCUUUUAUACUUGUUAUUGCUCACGUUUGGCUAAAAUACAGAAUUUUGUGAGUGUUUUCAUUGACACACAAUACUAAUACUCCCAUAAGUAUCUCACAAAGGCACAUUCUCUGGCCAAGUACAUCAGUCUCCUUAUAUGAAACACAGAGAGGUGUGCAAUCUUUCAUUGUGAUGGGAACACUUUGACCAGGAAGGAGGACUGGGUUCAAUGCUCAGUAUACUCUGGGAGUUAUAACUAGACGCAGAUCCUCAUAGGUUUUGGGACAUUUGUGUGUGUAGUUUCAAAGGCAGGGUAAGCAAGGGUGCAUGUGUUACUUUUUCUUCAGUUCAAGAAGGAAACUGAUUUGUUUUACUUUGUGACUUUCGACACUGAAUUAGUCUUACUCAAUUCCUCUAAAGUCCCUUUGUCAGAUGUGAAAUGGUGGAAUAUUGUAGGUAAAUAUUUUAUUAAUGAAUACCUUAAUAAUGGAUUAUGUUAUCCAGCAUAAGUAUGUUUUAUUUUUAGAAUAAUUUUAUGUUUUAUCUUCAGAUUAUUAUUUUAACUUAUACCUCAAAUACUACUGACAUAGAAGUGAGACGUAUUGAAUUGAUCGCAUGCCAAUCUGUAUGUUCCCUCAAUAAUGCUUGCAGAAUCCUACACUGUGUAGGAAAUGUUUGUUUGCCAUUUUGUCAUUUCUCUUGGGCAGUGCGAGAACGCAUGGAAGUCACACAGCUGUUUGCAAUUGAUAACCUAGAUAUGAAUUCAAUUUUGCUCCAUUCUUUCCUCUACUAGAGCUUCUUCCUAUACCUAUUCAUAUUAAAAAUCAGGAUUACAGUUCUACUUACUGACGUUGACAUCAGAUUUAACCAGAAAGGCUGCAUUUGUUUCCCCAAAGUAUGGUCUGGGAUAUAGAUGUUAUUAUUGCCCAGCUAAAUUAAAUCUAUAAAGGUUCAGCAUAAUUAAUGACUGAAUUGAGCUGCAUUUACUGAAUUAAAAUAUUAUUAAAAUUU
This is a messenger RNA of Pelobates cultripes (western spadefoot toad), 20057 nucleotides long. NCBI's taxonomy places the organism in Eukaryota, Metazoa, Chordata, Amphibia, Anura, Pelobatidae. The record is from the annotation of a GenBank genome assembly.